Molecule: messenger RNA, 549 nt
Organism: Fraxinus pennsylvanica
Lineage: Eukaryota; Viridiplantae; Streptophyta; Magnoliopsida; Lamiales; Oleaceae
Source: the annotation of a GenBank genome assembly
AUGGUACUUCUGAAAUGGCUCCCUUAUAGAUUAGUGGACAAGUUCCUCUUAAUGCUGGCCAACUUCACCUUGGGAAGAACGGAUCAAUUAGGCCUCCGGCGGCCAAAAAUGGGGCCAAUUGAGCUAAAAAAUGCCACCGGAAAGACACCAGUGCUCGACGUUGGAGCAUUAUCACAAAUUAAAUCUGGGAAAAUUAAGGUAACGGGAGGGGUGACAGAGAUAACGAAGAAUGGAGCCAAGUUCAAGGAUGGACAAGAAAAGGAAUUUGAUUCUAUAAUCUUAGCUACGGGGUACAAAAGCAAUGUCUCCAAUUGGCUUAUGGGUACUGAUUUUUUCACCAAGGAUGGCAUGCCAAAAACAGCUUUUCCUAAUGGUUGGAGAGGAGAGAAUGGAUUAUAUGCAGUCGGAUUCACACAAAGAGGUCUCAUCGGAACCUCGUCCGAUGCAAUAAACAUCGCCGGAGAUAUUGCUGAUCAAUGGAGGAUAAUCAACGGCUAUAAAAAUAGUUGUGACUCACAUGUACUCUUCAAAGAUAGCCAAGAAAAGUAA